GACGCAGAAAAGUAGCGUACCCCUUUGUUUUUAUUUACAAAAUAUUCUAAAAUUAAUUAAAAUACACAAAAACUAUGGCUUGCAUAGCCUGUGAGGAAGUUCCAAAGCGUAUAAAUAACAUCUACAGAGAUGAUGAACUAAAGGAAAAGUUUGAGAACAUUACAGGAAUAGCAAUUUAUCAAAAUCUUUUCCUUUGCGAUCCUUGUUCCUUCAUAUUAAAUCAGUCAUACGCAUUCAAAGAGAAAUGUAUAGAAGUAUAUGAGCGUGAUUUAAUAAAGUAUGAGCCAUGUCAAAGUACAGUAAUGAAAACAGAAAUUUACGAUGAACAUCCAGAAAUUGAAGAAGAAUACUUAAAUUCAUCAAUAAACGACAGUCAAGUGAUACAGGAAGAGCAUUUAGAUGAAGAGGAAAAUGAGGAAACUAUAAUUAUUGAUCCAUUACUUGAUGCUGCUGAAAACAGUUCAAAACCAAGAGUUCGACUAAGGUACACACUAAAAGAGAAGCUUAAAGCUAUAGAUUUAGCUGAACGUACAACCAAUAGACAAGCUGCAAAAGUAUUGACCAUAGAUGAGUCUUGUAUAAGAAAGUGGAGACAACAAAAGGAACAAAUCAGGAAUAAUGGAAAUCAAGAAGCAUGCAAAAUCACUAAAAAGUCUUUAAAUAUCCAUCAAGAAUCUCAGGAAAUGGAUUGUGACACAGAAAUAGAAUGUGAGAUACAGACAGAAGUUGUCGACGAGACUAUGGUUGAACUAAAGCCUGUAAAAGAAGUCAGAACUCGAAAAUCAUACUCAAGUGGUGAGAAACUUGAAGUUGUAGCUUUUGCGGAAGUGACUGGAAAUCGACAAGCUGCAAAAAUAUUCAAAAUAGACGAAUCAUGCAUACGAAAGUGGAGAAAUCAAAAGGAACUGUUAAUAGAAAUUAAUCAGGAACGAGGAACAAGACGGAAGCCAAAUUUGAGAUUCCCAGACGUAGAAAGUCGUCUAAAAGCCUUUGUCUUGCAGAAAUUAAAUGAAGGAAUUGUAUUAAAGCCUAGCGAAAUUAAAGCUGAAUCAAUAAGGAUAGCAGAGGAGCUGAAUAUUACGAAUUUUAAGGGAACUUCAUCCUACAUUUUUAAAUUUAUGGAGAGAUAUCAUUUUCCAAGCAGCAGUAGAGGCAAAGGAACUAAAUCCGCCAAGAAAAUAAUCCACGAUGAGUCUGUAGACAUAACUGUCGUCGAUAUUCUUUAGAAAUUAAGGAACAAAUAAAAAUUACCUUAGCAAAAAUUUUAUUUCUACC
This is a messenger RNA of Chironomus riparius, 1275 nucleotides long. The record is from the annotation of a GenBank genome assembly. NCBI's taxonomy places the organism in Eukaryota, Metazoa, Arthropoda, Insecta, Diptera, Chironomidae.